GACCUGGAUACUUCCUUCCUGAGGACUAACUUUCAUGGAACCAGUAGGCAUCAUGCAAGCUUCUAAAUGAGGGAGGCAACCAACAGUCGUACCCAGCUCUAACACCUAUGAACCACAUCAUCAGCCAGCAUGGCACGAUGACCUAAGGGUACAGAGGUGGCUCACACACCUUGGGGCAGUAACCAGCAGCUCUCUGAUUGGACUCAGGCCCUGUUCAACCUAGCUAACUACUAAGUGUUAGUGAAGUCAUGGCUGUUAGAGGAAAUCUACAACUGCUACUUUACUAAGCCAGCAUAAUCCCUAACAACAAUCCAUAAACAUUUGUCCUUAUUCUCACAGAUACGUGAGAAACAUCAAGAAAACUUCUCUUUGCAACAGAUGGAGACCAAUACAGAAAACCACAACCAAUCAAUACACAGAAUUGUGGAACGUAGUCCCAAUGGAUACAGCUACAAAACAUUUCCAAACCCAAAGCUUAGGGAAUUUGCAGAAAGGGUAGAAAGAUUGUAAGAACCAGAGGAUCAGGGGGUUUGCUGUGAGACUGUGUCUCCUAGUGAUGUCAGAAGAUACACUCAUAAAGUCUCACCAACAUGACUGCCCAAAUGUGUGCUGAGCAGGACAGCCCUAAUGGACAUGCUAAAGUGGAGAAGGAAAAGCUCCUGAGGCCUCCUCACCUUACAAAGAACUACAGGCAACUGAGGAAAGCUGGAAACGUGAGAGAUGGUCUUUCCCAGGGAAGAACACAGCAAGUGGCUGUUUAAUGCAAAAUGACUAAAGGUUCGGAACAAAUGUAGAAAGAUGUUCACUUCGGAGAUGGGGGUUGUGGAAGAAUGGCUGUCAGAAUUUAAGACACUCCCAGAGACAUCUUUGCCAAAUUAUGCCACAAAUUUGAAAGACAAGAGUUCGUUAGUUUCAUCUCUCUAUAAAGUUAUCCAGGAGCCACAAAGUGAGUUGCUAGAGCCUGUGUGUCACCAGCUCUUUGAGUUCUACCGCAGCGGGGAGGAGCAGCUGCUACGGUUCACCCUGCAGUUCCUCCCGGAGCUGAUCUGGUGCUACCUCGCCGUGUCAGCCAGCAGAAAUGUGCACAGCAGUGGCUGCAUAGAGGCCCUUCUUCUAGGGGUUUACAACCUGGAAAUAGUUGACAAACAGGGACAUAGUAAAGUAUUGAGUUUUACAAUUCCAUCUUUAUCCAAACCAUCUGUAUAUCAUGAACCUUCCAGCAUUGGGUCUAUGGCUCUGACUGAGAGUGCACUAUCCCAGCAUGGCUUAUCAAAAGUUGUGUACAGUGGGCCCCAUCCUCAGAGGGAGAUGCUGACAGCACAGAACAGGUUUGAAGUGUUGACAUUCCUUUUGUUGUGUUACAAUGCUGCCUUAACCUAUAUGCCCAGUGUUUCUCUUCAAUCACUGUGUCAGAUUUGCUCAAGAAUCUGUGUCUGUGGAUAUCCUCGACAACACAUCAGAAAAUACAAAGGUGUAAGUAGCAGGGUACCGAUUUCAUCCGGAUUCAUGGUGCAGAUGCUAACAGGAGUCUAUUUUGCCUUAUACAAUGGAGAAUGGGAUCUAGCUCAGAAAGCAUUGGAUGAUAUUAUAUACAGAGCCCAGCUAGAAUUAUAUCCAGAGCCACUGCUGGUUGCUAAUGCAAUAAAGGCUUCAUUGCCUCAUGGUGCCAUGAAAUCUAGUAAGGAAGGUACAAGGUGUAUUCAAGUUGAAAUCACACCAACUUCCUCUAGAAUAUCAAGAAAUGCAGUUACCAGCAUGUCAAUAAGAGGUCACAGGUGGAAAAGACAUGGAGAUACAGAAUUAACAGGUCAAGAAGAACUGAUGGAGAUAACUGAAGUUGACGAGGGAUUUUAUUCCAGGGCUGCGUCUAGCACCAGCCAGUCGGGUCUAUCAAACAGUAGUCACAAUUGUAGUAACAAGACAAGUGUAGGGAAGAACCAGAGACGGUCGGGAGGAAGCAAAGCUGGAGCAAAAGAGAGAGAAACUGCAGGGGAGUCUUGCAGAGAUCACUUUGCUCGAAAACAAACCCAGAGAGCCCAGAGCGAGAACCUUGAGCUUCUCUCUCUGAAGAGACUGACCCUGACCUCCAGCCAGUCCCUGCCCAAGCCCAGCAGCCAAGGUUUGGCUAAGACUGCAGCCACUGUGUUUAGUAAGUCCUUUGAACAGGUCAGUGGCGUCCCAGUCCCACGCAGUCCCUCUCCUGCCGUCAGCUGUGUUGCUGGGGCAGAUGCCCAUAGGUUUUCUGCUUGUAGUCUCCAAGAAGAAAAGCUCACUUACGUGUCAGAAAGGACUGAGCUUGCCAUGAAGUAUCAAGCAGGUCCUCAAGGACCCCCCAGUAUUAGCAUCACUUUGUCCGCAGAUUAACUUGUAACUUAUUUUUCUCCUAUGAGUAGUGAGGCUGGAAAGAUGGCUUUGCUCCUUUAUGAAAGUACCGAGUCCUCAUGCCUGGUCCUGGCAGGAAGCCUGUGUCUCGAGUUCUGAAGGCUCCUUUGACUAUGAAGGGGAAAAUGUCUAGUUUGCUGUAAGCUGAGACAUACAUGGUCUUGUUAUCUCCUGGGCACCCUUAUCCCCUUGGUUUAAGUUCUUUAUUCUUUUCUUUUCUUCCUCUUUCCUGUUAGUUGUAUUGUUCUAAGAUGAUCAGGGUGACAAUAAAUUUUUGUAGAUGUCUGAGUUGGUUACAUCCUGGGUGAGGUUGUUUUUAAUACCUCGUGUUUUAGUGUCUGUGUAUUUGCCCUGAGAAGUCAGAGAGUCUCUGUGUGAGAGGACUCGGCUGUGGAGCCUGGACAGAGGAGCAAGUCCCUGAAGCCACGAUGACAAACAGGCAUUGAGAAAACAGAAGCGAUGAGAGCAAUGAGGAUGCCAAGUGCCAGUAAAAGCUCUGUGGCCACAUCAUCCUUAAGAUGAGGACAGUUUACUCAGAUGCUGCAAGUUGCCUGGCAGGACAGUUGCCAAGGGAAGGUGGGAGGAUUUCUUCUGUUGGUGUCCUGAGAACAUUAAACAGCAAAACUGAGAUUGCUGGUAGAUAAUGUUUUCAAGUGUUUGAUCUGGAUUCCACGGGUGAAAGUCCCUUUGGGUUUCUAAAGUGUAACCAGCCAUGAAGCUGAUUGACUCUGCUGCUCGACUUUGGAAAUCCACUGUAAAUCUUGCAACACAGCUCCCAUGAUACCAGUGUCAAGCAUUUAAUAGUGAAUUGUCUGCAAAUGAAGGAAAUAGAUAAUUUUUCAUCUACAAAAAUGUGAUAAAAAGAAGAUGAAGCUAGUGAAUAUGGACAAAGGAUAUUUGUGCAUUAACUUAGGAUUGCUCGUGUUUGUCUUCUUAAAUUGAGCAUAAGAAAAGAAUGUACUUCUUGUUUGUGAGCUUCCAGUGUUCUUGUCAUGAUGUAGAAAGAAUAAUUCAGUUGCACACCCACCUCUGCCAGUCAGACCCUUAAACCGAGAAAGGGUACCAGGCAGAGGCUAAGAAAUGUGUCUGUAGCUCUGGAGAGCUCUGUGGCUCUGGACGGACUCCAAGGCUCUCUCUGUACCUGUGCUGUCAUCUCGGUUUGACUGUCGGUGAAGCCGGUGUGCUUGAGUGGUGAUCUGUAGUGAGGGGAAGCAAGGUCGGUGGGGAUGACCUAGGAAGCUGACCACUUCUUGGUUCCAUUGACUCUUAGCACACCAAGGUUUCCUUAUUGGUAGUCCCUAGCUGUGGUCACGAGAACAUGCUUGUGUUUCCCUUUUGAACCUGAACAUGUUGUAGAGUGCAACGUAUUUACAAUUGAGAUAUGGUUUUAAAUGCUUACCUACCAAUUUAAGCCUAAUUAUCAAAGACCUGAGGGGUUUUUUGUUUUUUAGCAUAAAUGAGUUUAACAUUUUAGUUUCAGUAACAGAAUGAACUGUUGGCUUAAAUGUUCUCUAAAGUUAUAAGGUAACUAGACAGUAAAAUUGAUAUUGGAAUGAUUUAAUAGUAAUCUUAUGUACAGUUAAAAAUGUUUGUAAAAUGUCACUGUGAAUUUCCUGUUGUCUACUUAUAACUCUUUAACGAAGAAUUUUUCUUACACAUAGUUAUGAGCAGUAUUGAUAAUAUUAAGAAGAAAUUGAAAAGAUUGUCAUUAGGCAAGUUGAGGUGCUUGUUUAAGCAUAGAAUAAGUUUAAAGAAACAUUAUCUGGCAUAAAUGAGAGAUUGGGAUAAUGUUCAGGUUCUAUAAUGAAACCUCAUUUUGAUAUUGUUCAAGACCUUUGAUACUCAUGUGGUUCAAAGAUCAUUGGUGUUACCUGUUAUCUUAAUAAAACUUCACAAUUUUAGGGGCAGACCUAUUAAAUCAAAACUGGCAUUUUAACAAGGUCCCAAGGGAUGCUUGUGUGCAUUUUUCUUUGUGAAGACAGUUUCAGAGUGCUAAUUACUUAUCUAAUACGCAGGAGUCUCAGUGGUCUCACGGUCCUCAAGCACAGAUAUUAGAUACUGUUUUUGACAGCUAAUUAACUUUUUAAUGACAUUGACUUGUUACACCUCAUUUUAAGUUCCUAGUCCUCACUUAUUUCUGUAAUAAAAUAUAGUAUCUUUUGCUUCUCUUGUUGACUAUGAAUGAAACCAGAGCCUUGGAUUCUGGUUUUAAGUGGAAAAGGCUCUGCCUUUGUUCUUGAACUCUUACUUGAUGCACAGAAUAUUUGCAUGUGUUCAUUCUCUUUUACAAAAUCUGCAACAGCUUACACCAUGGAGUGAAUCUGAAUUUUUGCUACAAAUGAUUUACUCUGAUUUAUUCUCUGAAGUAUGGAGUUAUGUUAACAAUAAAUUAUUUUAUACUACUUUUGAUACUAUUUCAAGUAAGGAUUGUGCACAUUGAAGGCUUUUUAUAACAGUUGUGAAAGUCGGAUGAUAUUGCUUAUGGCAACAAUUGUUAUACUCACAACUCUUUCCCUACUUGUCUUUCAAAUGUGAAAAGUUGGGUGGCUUUGUGGGUCACUUUCCUAUAAAGUUAUUAAGUAUAGACAUUUUGUGGAUCCAGUGUAACAGCUUUUACCAAGAGGAUUCCACACAAAACUGGGCCCGGCACCCUAUAGUUCAGAUCUAAGAUGGGUUCUUGAAUUAACAUGACCCAUGCAUUCUUAAAGCCCUGCUGCCUGGGCACUCCUGUGAAGUGUGCCCAGCACUAGCCUCUGAAACCCAAGUCAAGAGAGAAGAAAAGUAGACUUUCCCAAGGGUCCUGCUUCCCACCCGGGUGCCUCCCUUCCUUUCCUGGGAGCCUCCAGAGAGCACCCUAGGGUCACUGGGACGCUGCUUAAACUAUCUAUCCGUCUCUGUAGCACCAAAGAGCAGGGAACAUUUCCUUGUCCCUUCAAUUGUAAAGCAAUCACUCUGCAAAUAAUACUUAGAUGUUAAAAGUUAAAUUAAAGAGAGAUAUAUCUUUAAAUCAAAAAAAGAUACAAAAGAUCCCAGAUUAAAGGAAUUUUUGCCCAUUUUGGGAAGUCAUAACUAAAAUGUUGAAUGGUAAAUUAUGGAGGAAAGUGUUUACUCUGAAACCUGAUUUUAAGCAAAGAGUUGAAGUAAGGCAGCUUAAUGUUUAGAUCUAUAGGCACACUAAGCAUCCAUACAGGAAAGCACAUUAAGGAAGCAUAUGUUAAGUAUUGUAACAGAAAAAUAUGUAGAAAACACAAUGUUGGGUACUAAGGCAUUGUAGAUAGAAAUGAACGUACAGUGUUGUCUUCCUAGUUAGUCCUUUAGUGAACACAAGCUGACACUUGCAGCUGUGCUGCUGAGUGCUGACACAGUGGGCACUGACAUGUGUGCUCAGUACUGCUCAAGGCCUACCAGAGUGUUCAGUGUGCUCGCUUCUGCACGCUGUCACUUGCACAUAUCCCAAAAGACUAAGAGCGAACAAUUUGAAGCCAGUUUUGUGUUUUACAGUAGAGUGCUAUUGCCUCGGGUCUGGAUUGCAGUUGUUUUUUUUUCUCCUCUCCCCCAUACUGUCUCUUGUUGGAGCUGACUGUGCACCUGUGACCUUCCCUCCUGAUCAUGUGGUAAUGCUAAACUCUUCUCACAGAUACACUUGUUUGUCAUUGUACUCCUAGAGUUUACAUUCCUAAGAAUAAACAUGACUUUGGGUAUUUUUAUGUGCUCUCUAUGUUUUUAAGGUAUGAAAUAAACUGGAGUUUUUUGAAGUUUCAUACAUUUGUAUAAACAUUCUCCAUAUGCAGUACUUUAUACAUCGUGUUUCCUCUUGUUUUGUUGAAAUAAAAACUAAAACAUGA
Messenger RNA from Cricetulus griseus (Chinese hamster), 6227 nucleotides. Lineage: Eukaryota; Metazoa; Chordata; Mammalia; Rodentia; Cricetidae. The record is from RefSeq and is a predicted model, not a curated record.